AGCAGGUGUGAGGAGUGACGGUGCCGCCCUGCCUGCGCUUGGGUCUCCUGCAGGUGGAGCUGGGAGCAGAAUGAGCACAAGAAAGCGUCGUGGCGGAGCGGCACACUCCAGACAGACCCAGAAGCGGUCUCGAGACGCACGCUCCGCACCUGAGAUGGCUGUGGAAGCAGAGCCCAUAGAGCUUGUGGAGAGUGCUGGAGAUGAAAUUGUGGACCUCACCUGUGAGUCCUUGGAGCCUGUGGUGGUCGACCUGACGCACAAUGACUCUGUCGUGAUUGUGGAAGAAAGGAGGCGGCCCCGGAGGACUGCCAGGAGACUGCGCCAGGACCAUGCUGACAGCUGUGUUGUGAGCAGUGACGAUGAUGACUUGCCCAGAGACAGAGAUGUGUACGUGACUCCACCCACACCCAGAAACACCAGAGAGGAGGGCACGACAGGACUCAGGUCCUCUGGCACAGUCAGCUGUCCAAUCUGCAUGGAUGGAUACUCUGAGAUUGUGCAGAAUGGCCGUCUCAUCGUGUCUACAGAAUGUGGCCACGUGUUCUGCAGCCAGUGCCUCCGAGAUUCCCUUAAAACCUCCAGUACCUGUCCGACGUGUAGGAAAAAGAUCAGCCACAAACGGUACCACCCCAUUUAUAUAUGAGGUCAAUGGCUGCUCAGGGAGACCCCCAACACACAGGCGGCUUUGGGUAUGUAAACUACCUGCCUCUAUCCCUGGCCUCACAAAGAUUCAGAAGCCAACACCCAAACCUUCGCCCGUUCGUUUAUCUCCGCCUCCCUUUAGAUCUUUCUCUGUCCGGGGCCUUUGCAGACCAGGCUCUCCAUUCUGCUGCUCUCUCUCGGGUGAUCUGGUCACUGCCUAGGAGGCACAGGCAGCCCCUGUGUUCCACCUGGUUGGAUUGUGAAUCAGGGUCCCAGCUUCUUUCGGGAACCUGCAUGUUUGCCAAGAAGUUUCCCCCGAAACCAAGCUUCCUGCGGACAGUGUCACGGCGGGGCAGGGUCUGGGCAGUGAGUGAACAAACAGGUCUACCUUGGCUUUCUUGGGCCCACCACCUCACCUCACAAUGACCAAGCCAAAUCCAGUACACUUGGUUGAGGAUUCCAGCUGCCAGAGUGGCCCCAGGCCCCUGGAUAGCCCUCCAGCCCUCUCUUCCUGAGGAGUCAGCAGACAGCUGUGGUGUUCGGCCUGCACCUUAGCACCUGUGGACGGUGGUUUCUAUUCUUCCAGAGGUGCGCUCUGCAGGGUAACCCUGUUCCCUAUGACACAAACAAAAAUAAGUGCAAUAAAGCCCGAUCUUCACUUCUCAGCAUCCCGGAGAUGUAGCUCUACGGGUGGCCCUGGAGCAGUGCCGUCUCCACUCUGUGUCUGUUCUCCAGCUGUUCUCAGGAACCUCACCCAGGCCCCAGCAGUGUCACCUGGCACAGGAACUGCAGGGUCCGCCAUGAGCCCACCGUCAGGUCCUCACUGCUCUUUUCUGAUACUGCCCCUCCUAGGCCGGCAACAUGUUCUCUGUGCUGAUCAGGCUCCAGGCUCCUGACCACAGGCAUGGGAGGCCUGACCAACUCCUCACUUCCACUCUGUUGCCCAGGUCACUGCUGUCCCUCAUUCUAAAAAACUUGGCCCUGCCUGACCUCAGCUGGGCAGGCCUGGCUUCCUCACCCGCCACUUGGCCGUGAGGCUGCCCUCCAGCUCUUGGGGCUUUGUCACCUGUCCUUUGGACUUCUCCGUGUGCUUGGUCGGCAGAAGCCUGAUGAUAGCGUGUCCGGAGGAGUCCAGAGACUGCUCCCCAAGGUGACCACGCUGUCCUGAGGGGACUGAGGCCACCUCCACCUUCUGCCCCUCCUCCCUCCCAGGGCCUCAAGCCAAACCAGCAGCCUUCAUGGUGGGACAAGGCCGCUCCAGCUUUGCCAGCAAUACCUGACCUCCAACUCACCCUUCUGAGGGAG
Echinops telfairi (small Madagascar hedgehog) is the source of this 1947-nucleotide messenger RNA. RefSeq names its product ring finger protein 4 (gene RNF4). The record is from RefSeq and is a predicted model, not a curated record. Gene Ontology annotation, molecular function: transcription factor binding; zinc ion binding. The transcript has 7 exons. NCBI's taxonomy places the organism in Eukaryota, Metazoa, Chordata, Mammalia, Afrosoricida, Tenrecidae. The coding region runs from base 71 to 643 and encodes 190 amino acids. Gene Ontology annotation, biological process: positive regulation of transcription by RNA polymerase II.